GAGGUUUAUCCAUUUAGUAUACUUUUUCUCCCUCUUCUUUGAAGAGAAUUUGUGAAGCUAUUCUCAGGCCAAAAAAUGGGUUCACUUCUUCCCCUUCAUCCCAUUCCAUUUCUUCCCAACUCUCCAAAAUUUAACCCAUCACCUAUUUUCCAGGCCCUCAACUCAUGUUCAUCAAUGUCUGAACUUAAGCAAUUUCACUCCCAAAUCAUCCGUCUUGGCCUCUCUACAGACAACAAUGCAAUUGGCCGUCUCAUCAAAUUCUGUGCUGUUUCCAAGGUGUUCUGAUGAUGGUGGGAGCUUUGUGUCUGAUGCUGAGAAGUUAGAGAAUCAGUUCAUUAAUGGAAGCUUUGAAUCUCAUCAUCAUCAACAACAACAACAACAACAACCUCAGCUUGUAGUUCCCAAGAAGAAGAGGAACUUGCCAGGAACUCCAGUUCCGGAUGCGGAGGUGGUAGCAUUAUCUCCGGAAACCCUAAUGGCGACGAAUCGAUUCAUGUGUGAAAUAUGUAACAAAGGGUUUCAAAGAGAUCAGAACUUGCAACUACACAGAAGAGGGCAUAACCUACCAUGGAAGUUGAAGCAGAGGACGAGCGGGAGCGAGACGAAGAGGAAGGUGUACGUGUGCCCGGAAGCGUCGUGCGUCCACCACGACCCAGGUAGGGCACUGGGAGACCUGACGGGAAUCAAGAAACACUUCAGCAGAAAGCAUGGGGAGAAGAAGUGGAAAUGUGAGAAAUGCUCGAAGAAAUAUGCUGUUCAAUCUGACUUGAAAGCUCAUACCAAAGCAUGUGGAUCCAAGGAAUACAAAUGCGACUGUGGCACUAUCUUUUCCAGAAGAGAUAGCUUUAUCACCCAUAGAGCAUUUUGUGAUGCCUUAGCAGAAGAACACAACAAAUUACUCAUUGCUCAUCAAGGAUCAACAACAACAAUGGCAGCUGCAGCUUCUUCCACAGCCAUUAACAAUGGACCUUCCUUUCAACCCCAACCUCUUUCUCAUCUUCUCUCUCGACCCAGCAUCCUUCCGCUGCCAUUAACAACGCUGCCCCACGACCUUAUGCCCAUUCCUCCAAAGCCCUUAAACCUAUCUGCUGGAUCCAUGUUUUCAUCUUCCAUUUCCAACAACUCCACCACCACCACCACCACCUUUCAAAACGACAACCAUCUCUUUCCCUCCUCCUCCGCUCUCAUGUCCGCUACCGCUCUGUUGCAGAAGGCGGCGCAGAUGGGAGCUGCUGUUAGCAGCGGUGGAAACUCCAGUGCUCCUUGUUUCAACUCAUCCAUGAUCCAUGAGAAGAAGGGUUUUGUUACAACGAUGGCUCCUUCUUCCUUUUGUGGGCUAUUGGCCACCAACUGUUUGCAAAGGUGUCCACAAGAAAAUAUGUUAUCCCAACUACCUUCAAAGGGAAAAGCAAUGGAGAUGGAGAUGAUGAUCGUCAACAACGACAUUCCGAUGAUGAAUGGAGUGUUCGAUCAGCCGUCGUCGCUCGUGGAAGCGGCUAGGAAGAAGAUGACACUAGAUUUGUUGGGGGAUGAGGGAGGGAACAAUAAAGGGAUGAAAUUUCAAGCACAAGAUCAAAGUAGUGUGGGCUUAUUGGAGGGUUUGUGGAGAAUAUGAUAAUUUUCUAAUUAAAAGGCAGAUUUGGGAUAUUUUAUAAUUAUAGUUCUCUCCUCCUUAAUUUGUUAGAAAAUUAUUAUGAGAAGAAACCAUUUUUUUCCUUUUCUAAAUAAGUAUAAUAAUAAUUAUCAAUAGAUUUAUAUAUGUUCUCUUAAAAGGAAAAACCUAAAGUACUCAUUUUUAAUUAGAAAAAAAAAGCAUAGAAUAAUUAUAUGAAUACCCAUCUUUUAAGUGUUAAUAUAUUAGUUAGUACAACAACUCAGGGUGGAGAUUGAACUUUUGACCUCUAGAGAAAAAAAUUAUUGUAAUUAAUGCUAUGACAAGCUCACUUUGAUAAUUUAAUGAGUUUAUGAUAUUGCAUAUGGAAGAAUUACUUUUU
This is a messenger RNA of Cucumis melo (muskmelon), 1994 nucleotides long. Its product is annotated as pentatricopeptide repeat-containing protein At5g66520-like. Bases 236 to 1615 code for a protein of 459 amino acids. The transcript is spliced from 5 exons. Gene Ontology annotation, cellular component: nucleus. Gene Ontology annotation, molecular function: zinc ion binding; protein binding; RNA binding. Lineage: Eukaryota; Viridiplantae; Streptophyta; Magnoliopsida; Cucurbitales; Cucurbitaceae. Gene Ontology annotation, biological process: RNA modification. The record is from RefSeq and is a predicted model, not a curated record.